This is a messenger RNA of Caenorhabditis elegans, 3620 nucleotides long. It is a transcript of the gene mbk-2, whose product is annotated as Dual specificity tyrosine-phosphorylation-regulated kinase mbk-2. The coding region runs from base 93 to 1610 and encodes 505 amino acids. Gene Ontology annotation, cellular component: cell cortex. The record is from RefSeq and is marked reviewed. The transcript is spliced from 5 exons. Gene Ontology annotation, molecular function: protein tyrosine kinase activity; protein kinase activity; protein serine/threonine/tyrosine kinase activity. NCBI's taxonomy places the organism in Eukaryota, Metazoa, Nematoda, Chromadorea, Rhabditida, Rhabditidae.
CCCCAGCCCAUUUCACUCCAAAAAACAAUACCCCCCGCUCGUCUAGUCUAUUUUUUGUCUGUUGUUUUGGCAAAGCCCUCUAGGCUGCUGACAUGUUCGCUAUUCCGUUUCACCGAUUUUAUUCCGAUGAAGGCUCGUCCAACUCGUCAUCUGGUGUUGGAUCGGGAGGAUCUGGAAGUCUGAUGACGCAAUCGAUCGGUGGACCCAAUAAACAUUUGUCAGCGUCACACUCAACACUAAAUACUGCAUCAACUCACGAUAUGAUGCAUUCGAAGAUUCCAAAGAGCCCGAGCAAUGAGAGUUUAAGCCGAUCACACACAUCCUCGUCGGGAGGCAGUCAAGGUGGACACAAUUCGAAUUCUGGUUCAAACUCUGGUUUCCGACCGGAAGAUGCUGUACAGACGUUUGGCGCGAAGCUGGUGCCGUUUGAGAAAAAUGAGAUUUACAACUAUACACGGGUCUUUUUCGUCGGAUCACACGCUAAAAAGCAGGCCGGUGUGAUUGGUGGUGCGAAUAAUGGUGGAUAUGAUGAUGAAAAUGGGUCCUAUCAGCUUGUUGUACACGAUCAUAUUGCGUACCGGUACGAGGUGCUCAAGGUUAUCGGAAAAGGAUCGUUUGGACAGGUAAUCAAGGCAUUCGAUCACAAAUAUCAACAAUAUGUGGCUCUGAAGCUUGUAAGAAAUGAGAAGCGAUUCCAUCGUCAGGCUGACGAGGAGAUUCGAAUUCUUGAUCAUUUGCGGCGGCAGGAUUCCGAUGGAACACACAAUAUUAUCCAUAUGCUCGACUAUUUCAAUUUCCGUAAUCACAAGUGCAUCACGUUUGAGCUUCUCAGCAUCAACCUUUACGAGUUGAUCAAGAGGAACAAGUUCCAAGGAUUCUCACUGAUGCUCGUGAGAAAAUUCGCUUAUUCUAUGCUCUUGUGUCUGGAUCUUUUACAAAAGAACAGGCUGAUUCAUUGUGAUUUGAAGCCGGAAAAUGUUCUGUUGAAGCAACAAGGACGGAGUGGAAUAAAAGUCAUCGAUUUUGGUUCAUCUUGCUUCGACGAUCAACGUAUAUACACAUAUAUUCAGUCCAGAUUCUACAGAGCUCCAGAAGUGAUUCUUGGGACAAAAUACGGAAUGCCAAUAGACAUGUGGUCACUUGGAUGUAUUCUUGCCGAGCUUCUCACCGGAUAUCCAUUAUUGCCUGGAGAGGAUGAGAAUGACCAGCUGGCACUUAUCAUUGAACUACUCGGAAUGCCACCACCGAAAAGUUUAGAAACAGCGAAACGUGCGCGUACUUUCAUCACAUCGAAAGGAUAUCCACGUUAUUGCACGGCCACAUCGAUGCCAGAUGGUUCGGUAGUUCUCGCCGGAGCACGAUCGAAGCGAGGAAAGAUGCGUGGACCACCGGCUUCGCGGUCGUGGUCGACAGCGUUGAAGAACAUGGGUGACGAGUUAUUCGUGGAUUUCUUGAAGAGAUGUCUCGAUUGGGAUCCGGAGACCAGAAUGACUCCAGCUCAAGCUUUGAAACACAAGUGGCUUCGUCGCAGGUUACCCAAUCCACCACGGGAUGGACUGGAGUCGAUGGGAGGACUUGCCGAUCAUGAGGUUUGUUUUAUUAUUUUCUAGACACGAAAUUUUGCGAUUUUCGCUCUAAAAGUACGGUACCCGGUCUCGACACGCCUUCAGAGAGUUCUGUAAUUUCAAGUUUUCGUCGCUGCAGAAUUUUUAUCAAUUUUUGAUAAAAGUGUAUGUGUAUUUAUUGAAAAAAAACUUGAAAUAGCCAAUUAACAAAUCACACAAAAAAAAAUUAAAAAUCGAUAAAAAUUCCCGAGAAACCAGAGUUUAAUAGGUUUUCUCAGGUUUUUUUCAAAAAUUGCGUUGUUUUAUUUGAGUUUUUUUCCGAUAAAGAAAAAAUUUUUAAAAAAACUAAACUUUGAAAUUACAGUACUCUUUAAAGUCGGUCGCACAUCUUUGCGAUUUUAAUUUAACAAAAAUUUGUCGUUUCAAGACCGGAUACAGUAAUUUUGACGCAAAAAACGAAAGCUUGCGUGGGUUUUCCCGUUUUUUAAAGAACAAAGCUUAAAUUUAAAUUAAAAAAACCCCCCACUUAAGGUGAAAAACUUGUAGAAAAAAACGGAAACAUUGCCAAACAUUGACUCGAAUGCCAAUAUUUUGAUGAGGAAAAAGUUCUGAAAGAGAGAGUGUAAGUACCGUCCUCCCCAGUUUGUGUGAGUGCUCCUUGCACUAAUGUCCUCUACUAUUGCCCGACGUGUCCUCCUAGAUGCUUUUUGCCCAUUUCUUUCUCAAUUUUCACGCGGGUGUUUUCUUUUUUUUCAACGAUUUCUUUUCCCUAAAACAUAAAAUACUGUAUGAUAACUAAACACACUAAUCGGGAAAUUUGCAAAAAAAAUGAAACGUGUGGUGUGUAUCAAAUCCCUAAAAAUACUUUUUUGUACAAAAGUUUUUUUUCUGUUUUCUAACCAAUUCUCUUUUUUCAGUGACAACCUGGUCAUCUCAUCCAGACGGUUCCCACCUUCACCACCAUUCUGCGCCCAUAAUAACCAUUUUACAAGUGUCGAUACGGUUCCAUUUUUCAUCAGCCAUCUCUCUGUAGCAGCUUCUCGGUCCGAUUUCGUGCCGAGACCCUUGCUCUCUGUAUCUUUUUGUCUCUACUGUCUCUCUUGUUUCUGACUCCAAAUCAGCGGGAUUUUUAAUUUCUUGUUUGUUUACCAACUUUUUUUCUGUUUUUUUUGUGUAUUCCUUCAUUGCAUUUUCCCUGUCGCGCCUUGAAUUUUUGAUACGUUCUAGAUUCUGACAUGCACAAAAAGGAAUAAUAUUUUGCGGCAACGUAGUUGUACACUAGAGACUCUUUUUUAUUCUCUUUUUUCUCCAAAAAAUCAUUUUUAUAUUUUUUUUUACUCCCCAAUCCUUAAUUUAUAGUUCAAUCACACAGCGAUGUAACUAAUCCCUCCCUUCCCAACUUUCUGACGAUUCUCGUGUCUGAGCGCUUUCGAAAUUUUUUCUCUUGAUUUGUGGAUCUUUUCUCUUUAAUAUUCCACACACUAUUAUCUUUCCUUUUUUCAAAAAAAAAAUGCAGGAUUGACAGUGUCUCAACUCAAUCAUGACAACCUUGUGUAAAUAUACGAUUUUUGUCAUCGUUCGCAUAUAGAUGUGCAGGUCGCAUUCUGAUCAGCCACUGUCUCCCCACCCCACUCCCUCAUUUCAUACUAAUUUUCUUCCCUUGUCUCUUUCCAUCUUCUUUGCACUACAUCAAAUCACUAUUUUUCUUAGCUAUUGUUUGAUAUAUUGUUGUCAUUGUGGUGAAGCUCGUCGCUUAAAAAGUGACGCUGCUGAAACCUUCACGACAUUCUUACCCAUUUUUCCAAAUGAACCCCCCUCUUCGUUAAAAACAGACAUGUCUUUUCCCUACCAACUUGUCCCUUCCCCAAUUGUCCCCAAUAUAUAUGAAAUUACUCUUCUUUCUAGUUGCAAUUGAUUGUCUUACAUCUUCCACGCGAUUUUUGUUGUCUGAAAAUCGCGCUGGUCGCCUCAUCAUCAACAAACACAUAAUUCAGACAAAAGCCUCCACACAAAGCUCACCGAGAAUAAAUUCAGAAAAAAUAUUUUUCUAUCAAA